Messenger RNA from Conger conger (European conger), 1706 nucleotides. It is a transcript of the gene st6galnac3, whose product is annotated as ST6 (alpha-N-acetyl-neuraminyl-2,3-beta-galactosyl-1,3)-N-acetylgalactosaminide alpha-2,6-sialyltransferase 3. The coding region runs from base 96 to 1016 and encodes 306 amino acids. Gene Ontology annotation, molecular function: alpha-N-acetylgalactosaminide alpha-2,6-sialyltransferase activity. Gene Ontology annotation, biological process: ganglioside biosynthetic process; oligosaccharide metabolic process. NCBI's taxonomy places the organism in Eukaryota, Metazoa, Chordata, Actinopteri, Anguilliformes, Congridae. The transcript is spliced from 5 exons. The record is from RefSeq and is a predicted model, not a curated record.
GGUUAUGCAUAAAUAAAAUAAAAACAAAGCACAAAGUGGUACCGCGUCUAGAGACAAAACUGGAAUUCUACAAUAGCCUGAACUGGCAACUGAAAAUGGCCUGGAUGUGGAAGAAGAAGUCGGUCAUAGCCACCAGUCUGAUAGUGGCCGUCUCCCUCUUUGUUGUGGUGGUGAACUACGCGGAGAAGCCCUACGUCCUCCUGCAGCCGGUGUUCGGGGAAGCCUUCAGCAGCCACUGGGUGUUCUCACGACAGCCGCACAAAGCCUCCAAACCCCACCCUGGCUAUGUCAGCAUCCCGAAACAGGAGCCUCUGAAGCUGAGCUGUGACGUGUGCAGCGUGGUGUCCAGCUCCGGCCAGAUGCUGGGCCGGCAGGCGGGGGCAGAGAUCGACCAGGCCUCCUGCGUGUGGCGGAUGAACAACGCCCCCUCCAAGGGCUUCGAGCAGGACGUGGGGCGGAGGACCACUCUGCGGGUGGUGUCCCACACCAGCGUGCCCCUCCUCCUGCAGAGGCAGCAGUACUUUUUCGGGCAGAACAACGACACCGUCUACGUCAUCUGGGGCCCCCUGCGCAACAUGCGCAAAGACGGCAAGGGCAUGGUGUACAACAUGCUGCAGCAGGCUGUGGACGGCUACCCGCAGGCCCGCGUCUACGUCACCACGGACGAGCGCAUGAACUACUGCGACCGCGUCUUCAAGGAGGAGACCGGCAAAGACAGGAUCCAGUCGGGGUCCUACCUCAGCACCGGCUGGUUCACGCUCAUCCUGGCCAUGGACAUGUGCAAGGAGAUCCGCAUCUACGGGAUGAUCAACGACACCUAUUGCAGGACGGAAGGAUAUAAGAAGGUGCCGUACCACUACUACGAGGCAGGAAGCAGGGAUGAAUGUGCUGAGUACCUCCUGCACGAGAGUGCCCCGUACGGUGGACAUCGUUUCAUCACGGAGAAAUCCGUCUUCGCCAAAUGGGCCAAAACACACGCCAUCAAAUUCUUCCACCCGGUCUGGUUGGUAUCGUGACCCGGCUCAUCUGAGACCAGCUGUACCACACUCCUGAACAUCGUGUAACCUUGUCAUUCCUGCUUUCAGUUCAUGUGAGUACACACACACACACACACACACCAGCUUUACAGCAUCGACCCAAAUCCAUCCACUAUCACCUGUGUUUUCUCAAUUCGAGGAAACGACAAAAUAGCGAUGUCAUUGUGGGAUUGGAAACCUGCUUGGCACAGUGGUUGACAUUAUUGCACUUGUUGACAGAACAGCAGAUUUUAAACAAUAACUAUGAGAAUGAAAAUGUGCUUGAUGAACUCAUCAACAGAAAAAUGCACCUUGUGAAUGUUUUUAAGCUGUGGAAGUCUGGAACAACAUCACUGAAGUGAAGGCUACACAUCGCAAGUGGGUCCUGGUAUUUAAUCAAACCAACUAAAAUUAUCUUGAGUGGGAUUUUAUUGUAGUAUUUGCUGCUGUUGAACAUUAUGAUUGAAAAAAAUAUAGGACUUGAAAUAACACUCGUAGUACAGAGGUGAAUGCAAUGGGACGUUUGUGAACUCUUCGCUCCACAAGGGAAAUUGUGCUUCAUUGCCCACUGCUUAAUAUAGGUUGUGGUUGAAUUUUCUUUAAUUCAUUUUAAUAAACAGACAAUUUUUCCUGGAGCGUUCAAGCAGCUGAUUAAAAGCAGUCGUGAACGUCACCUGAGGCCAUCUUUAA